This is a messenger RNA of Botrytis byssoidea, 2268 nucleotides long. RefSeq lists its product as uncharacterized. Lineage: Eukaryota; Fungi; Ascomycota; Leotiomycetes; Helotiales; Sclerotiniaceae. Gene Ontology annotation, molecular function: triacylglycerol lipase activity. Bases 1 to 2268 code for a protein of 755 amino acids. Gene Ontology annotation, biological process: lipid metabolic process. The record is from RefSeq and is a predicted model, not a curated record. The transcript has 3 exons.
AUGGCGGAUCUCCGCCACAAAACAGAUGGCCCAUCGCCGCUUUCCGCAGAAGGCUAUGAUGAAUCCCUUCUCCCCGAUUUCCACCGUGAAUUCAUUUCCGAAGAACACCUCCAAGCAUUCUCUAACGCGCUGAGCGCACCGGAUCCAAGUCCUAGUUCUGAUGAUUUGUCAAUAUAUUCGCAGGCUCAAAGCCCGAGAGAGCCAUCUACGCCACAUCGCAGCAGCAUGGAUGUGCGAAGAAACAGUAAAGUCGCAAUUGGAAGCGGAUCAAACACACCGGGGGAUAGGGGAAGCCUGUUCAUUACCGCGCAGAAUGACUGGGCUCCAGUUAACCCUACGAGGCUGGGAGCGAGAGGCAAAAGGAAAGGGGAGAGGCGGAAGGCAGGCAAAAAACCAAGGAGAAGUAAAGAUGAGACGAGAGAAGGGUAUUUGUACUCGAUUCUGAAAUGGCCAUUGCUAGGAGUGGUUUUCAUGUGGAUUGGGGGAUUGGGAUUAUCAUAUAUGGUGACGCGAUUGUACAUUUGGACAUAUGAGCAUUUUAUUGCGUGGAGGGGAAAGCGGAAUCGACUGCGAGAACAACUACAUAGUACCACAAAUUACGGAGAUUGGGUCAAAGAAGCACAAUCAUUGGACACAUAUCUCGGAAACGAUAAGUGGAAGGGUGAGGACGAAUACGCAUAUUAUGAUUCCAAGACAGUACGAAGAGUCCUGGAACAGAUUCGAAGAUGCAGACGGAAAAUUGAACAAGAGGAUCGAACAGAAAGCUCAUCUAAUGGAAGUAAUACAACAAAGGCAAAAGCAGUUGAAGAUUUGAAGGCAUUAAUCGAGGCAUGCGUGAAGAACAACUUUGUGGGGGUUGAAAAUUCGAGAUUAUACUCUCAAACUUAUUAUGGAACGAAGGAUCUGGUACAGGAGUUUAUCGACGAAGUUGAGAAAGGCAUUUCAAUUCUGGCCAAGUCGGAUGAACUUCAAGAUGAAGAAAAGCGCACACUUUUCAAACGAAUGCACACAAAUUACGGUCGUACAGCACUCUGCCUAUCUGGUGGCGCAUCUUUUGCAUAUUAUCAUUUCGGAGUUAUAAAGGCAUUGUUAGAUGCAAAUCUCUUGCCAGAAGUGAUCACAGGAACUUCAGGAGGUGCUUUAGUAGCUGCUUUGGUCGCUACAAGAACAAACGAUGAAUUGAAGGCAUUACUUGUACCUGCUCUGGCCGGCCGAAUCAACGCCUGCUCAGAACCGUUCACUACUUGGAUACCUAGAUGGUGGAAAUCAGGAGCUAGAUUCGAUUCUGUAGAAUGGGCUCGACGAUGCAGUUGGUUCACAAGAGGUAGCAUGACUUUCCGCGAAGCAUAUGAACGAACCGGCCGAAUUCUCAAUGUUUCAUGUGUUCCUGCUGAUCCUCAUAGUCCUACUAUUCUGACCAACUAUCUCACGAGCCCUGACUGUGUCAUUUGGUCGGCGGUUUUAGCAUCAGCAGCUGUUCCCGGCAUUUUAAAUCCUGUGGUUCUUAUGAUGAAACAACGCGAUGGCAGUCUUGCACCUUAUUCCUUUGGUCACAAAUGGAAGGAUGGAAGUUUACGAACUGAUAUUCCACUUAAAGCACUGAACCUACAUUUCAAUGUAAACUUCAGCAUUGUUUCCCAAGUCAAUCCUCACAUUAACCUCUUUUUCUUCUCCUCGCGAGGUUCUGUCGGACAACCAGUCACUCAUCGACGUGGUAGAGGUUGGAGAGGUGGAUUCCUUGGGAGUGCUACUGAACAAUAUCUCAAACUUGAUCUCAAAAAAUGGUUGAAAGUAGUCCGUCACCUUGAGUUAUUACCUCGUCCUUUGGGUCAAGAUUGGAGUGAAAUCUGGCUUCAGCAAUUCUCAGGAACUAUUACUAUCUGGCCAAGAUCCGUCAUCUCAGAUUUUUGGCGCAUUUUAAGUGAUCCAAACCCAAAGCAAUUGGGAAGAAUGCUUCAUGUUGGCCAACAAAGUGCAUUUCCAAAACUAAUGUUCGUUGCCAAUCGACUGAAAGUCGAAAGAAUCAUCGAGUCAGGAAGAAGAGCAACUCGACAAGGUGUGAGGAGAGGUAGCAUCGAGAGUAUCUUAAGCGAAGACGAUAUUAAAGGUUUACUUCUGGGGAGUGGUACAGGCAGCGAUGCUGAGGGUGAGACCGCUACAGAAUAUGAGUUGACAGAUGGCGCGGUGACAUCUGAAGAUGAAUCUGACGGACUCAACUUGAAGAUAAGUGAGAAGGAAGCCUUGAUCAGUGGGGAAAAGGAAGAGUAA